Messenger RNA from Nerophis lumbriciformis (worm pipefish), 7110 nucleotides. Lineage: Eukaryota; Metazoa; Chordata; Actinopteri; Syngnathiformes; Syngnathidae. The record is from RefSeq and is a predicted model, not a curated record.
AUGCAUGAGCUGACAGCUCAGGUCACGAGCAGCCUGCUGCCUUUCCCAGCAGUGACCCUUGAGGUUGUGGGAGAGGAUGAAAUCACGCUUGACUCUUUGCUUCAUGGAAAGUUUACUGCCGGGCGUGGAGGACAUGCUUGGCUGGCCUGUGGCCCUCAUCUCGAAGUCAUCCAUGGGCAGACUAGAGAACGUCUGUCUGCGUACUGCUUCAAUGGAGGAGGGGAGCAUCCACCCAGUGUUCUGACCGCAAAGGACUUCAGCUGGCUGAAGAGGUCUGGAUUGCUGGUUGGCUUGGAAGAAACAGAAGGCAGUGUUCUGUGUCUCUAUGAUUUAGGACUGUCCAGAGUGGCCAAAGCUGUGGGCAUACCAGGCAGAAUUACAGCUAUAGAGCCAUUAGUUAGCUAUGGUGGAGCAAGUACCUCCACCCAGCACCUUCACCAGAGUCUUCGCUGGUUUUUUGGCAUCGCUGCCGUAGUAACGGAUCUCGGUCAUGUUCUGCUUGUGGACCUCUGUCUGGAUGAUCUAUCUUGUAGCCAGAGUGAGCAGAAUCCUUCAAGCUUGCAAGUAGUGACCAAAUCUCCAAGAGAGAUUCCCAGGCUCCGAGAAAUGAGCACCAGAGAGGGCAGGCAUCUUUCCCUCCAGCUCAAUGCACCAAAUGGAGUACCAGCCACGGCGCUGCAAUACAUCCCCAGAACAAACCAACUGGUCGUGGGUUUUUCUGAUGGCUACUUGCAAGUUUGGAAUUUGAAGUCCCUCAGAAAAGAAUACAACUCCCAGUUAGAUGGUGGCAGAGUUCCAGUUCAUGCUUUCACUUUCCAGGAGCCGGAAAAUGACCCCAGGAACUGCUGCUACCUCUGGGCAGUUCAGUCUUCACAGGAUCAAGAGGGCGAUACGGUCAGUCUCCAUUUGCUGCAAAUGGCUUUCAGGGAGCGGAAGUGUCUACCCUCUGGGAAAAUUGUUUACGAGGGUCUAGAGUACUGUGAGGAGCGUUACAGUCAGGAGCUGAGUGGUACAGCUUACCCUCUCAGAGCCCAGACCACCAGAACGCACCUGCUUAGGUGCCAGACCAUCGAAAAAUUCCGACCCCAUCCAGACAGGGACGACAGCAUGAAUGAAGUUGCAUCUCCAGACACAAGCAUAUCCAUCUUUAGCUGGCAGGUCAAGACCUAUGGACAGGCAAUGCCGUCUACCUACAUUGGGGUUUUUGACAUCAACCGUUGGUAUCAUGCACAGAUGCCAGAUUCAUUCAGAAUGGGAGAGUCUUUACGCAACUGUCCUUAUAUUGCCAUUUGGUGUUUGGACCCAGUGACACAAAUGGCUUCUCCGCACAGCCUGUUGGAUGUGGUUGUACAGGAUCACAGUCUCAGCAGGGGUAUUCCUUUACCUUUUCCCCCACCAGAACAGUACUUUCACCCAACUGCAUACAACUUUGAUGCCACCUGUUUAUUCAACUCUGGAAUUGCCCAUUCAACCUGCUCUGGAUAUCAGAAAGAGACCUUAAGCUUUUUGAAGAACACUGCUCCAUGUUCCAGUGAUGUCAUCUCUAGCAUCUACUCGCGGUGCCUUAUGUCGGGCCUUCUGUCAUCUCGCCUUGCUGACGCCCACACCUCCAGCCUAUCUCAGGAGGAACAGCUGGAUGCCAUCUUGGCAACUGCAGUAGAGACAUGCUCUUUAAAACCUAUCACUGAUUGUAUCAAGCAGUGGACUGCAGAAGAACAACCAGGCUCUGCAUUAAACCUGCGCUACAUCUUGGAUUGGGCCUGGAACAAAGUAAUUCAGACCAAGGAAGAACUGGAUAGUAUCUGUGCUCCUCUAUUUGACAGUUCAGCAAACUUUACAGACCCUCAGACCCUGCAGCUGAUGCAGCAUAGCCAGAGACUGCUGAAUAACCUCAGUAUUAUCUUCCACUGUCUGCUCACUGAAGCUCAGGAGCUGACGCAGAAGGGUCUAGUUGGUCUGGUCAACAAGAAUGUUGUGUCCAAUCUGAUUUCCAAGUAUGUACAAGUGGUCCUCUGGUUCUGCCGUACUGGCCUGCUCCCUGAAGGAUCAGAUAUUGAUGCCAUGCAGCUCUCUAGGCCUUUCUACUGUUACUCUGUAAUCAGCAACUAUUACUCUAUGCGCAGGGAGGAGCUCACCGCUAUGGCCAAAGACAAGUGGUGCGGAGACUGCUUAAUGAUUGACAAUCUGGUUGGCCAAUGCGGUGAACCCUUGACCAACCUGUGGAAAAGGGAUGAAGGUGGAACAGGACGGUAUCCACCACGGACGAUUCAUGCUUUGCUGGAUAUUUAUCUUCUGGACAGCGUUGAUGAGUCUACCAAACAUGCAAUUGUAAUCUACUUAUUGCUAGAUGUCAUGUACUCCUUUCCAAAUAAGGAGGCAGCAUCGGUGGAAUCUUUUCCUACAGCUUUCGACAUCAAUUUUGGAUUAGUUAAAUUGGUGCAAGGCCUCUGGCUCCUGGACAACCGUGACCACCAGAGGUCAUUUGAACUACUCUUGAAUCCAGCUGCCUCUCAGUGUCAUUUUGCAUGGCAGCAUGAGCGUGUCUUGCAAGCCCUCAUGUGUCAGGGCCAACACUCAUUGGCACUCCGCUACUUUCAUGCAACACGGGCCCCGAUUAACUCCAUGUCUCUGGCCAAACUUUGUCUUUCUGUACUGCUACAUAACAGGUGUCUCACUGAAGCAUGGUUAUUACUACGGCAACACUCAAAUCAUUUCAAUGCGACCGAGAUGCUUGGUUUCAUGUACGAGAGCUGCCAGGAACUGGGCCUCCUCAAAGAGUUGCUCAAACUGCCCCUCUGCCCCACUGAGCAGGAUGCAUUGGAAAAGUUUCUCCUAGGUACUGGUGGACUCCAAAACAAGGAAAUACUGAUGGUUCAUUACCUUCAGCAAGCCAACUACAUACCGGCCCUGCGACUCACCCACAGCCUCAAAAUGCAACAUGUGAAUGAACGAGACCCAAAGCUUAAAGAGCGAUCAAACAUCCGCAACUCUAUAAUGGACCUCUGUGGCAAAGUUUUGCCCAGAGUUCAGAGGAAACUGGCGAUGGAGGCGGCCAGACCCUACCAACAUCCCAGACCCAUCCACAAAGAAGUGACUCGUCCACAACCAUUGUCAACCAUCACCAAGCGUUGCUCUAAUGAGGUGAUGUCUAGGGCAGGCUUCAUCAACAAUGUGCUGACCAAAAUUGAGGAGGUGUGGUUAGGCAAAGGAGACCAGUCACAGUCCCCUGCUGCUAAGAGUCCUAGACCUUCUGGAUUCCUUAAACCUGCAGCUCAAGCCCAACCAGAACCAUUCCUGGGAACUCCUAUUAGAAUUGGCUCUAAACGAUUUUCAAGGCUCAUGGACGUGGUGGUUCAAAGCCCUCAAUCGGUUCUCAGUCCUCCCAGGCCCUCUUGGGCUCAUCUAAAAAGCACCACAAGAGCCCCAGAGUUCAGCUUGCUGCAAACGCCACCAAUUGUUAAGCGUGCUCGUGCCAUGACUGCUUCUAGCGCCGCUUUCUCAGACUUUGCCCCUCAGUCCAUCCUCCGCAGUACUCCGAGGCCAAAUCCCUUGGCUACUCCUUCCGCAUCUCCUGGCCGAUCCGUCACCCCUCCACUCCGGGGCAAAGAAAGCAGGAUCACCUUUAGCGAGUCUUCUGAACAGGAAAAGGACAUCCACUGGACUAACGGGAUGGUAUCAGAAAGUGAGAUUAACCCGCUCACCAAAGGAAUCGACAUAUCCCACACACGCAAGUCAUGGUCUGCACAACUUGACGAAGAUGAGGAAGCGGAGCCGCCCCGCGUGAAGUUCAUGCCUCCUGAAGGUGGUAUUCCAUCACCGCAGUUGAGAUGUUCUAUGAGGGAAUUAUCUCCGAUCCACAAAGCUGAAAUAUCAAGCAAACCGCAUGAUACAACGCAAGCUCAGUUAAUCUUAAGCUUUGACGCUAGUCAGACGUCUUUUCGGUCGACAGACACCACUUUGGAGUACUAUGAUGCACCUCUUUCAUUUGACCAUCAAGGAGAUGGAGAGACUAUUAACUCAAAGGAAGGAAAUGAUGUCGUUGUGGACCUUGAGGACGAAUCAAGGCAGAACUCUAUUCCAGCCAGUGAGCCAGCUCCUCUGGAGAUACUAAGUAAAGAUAAAGACCAGGAACUGAAGGAAAAUAAGAAAUUUGAAAAUGUGAUGGAUAUUGCUGUAGAGCAAGAGGUUGACAUUAAAGAAGUUGAGUGUAAAAUUGAGACUGAAGCAGACAUUGAGUUGCCAGGUGAUCAAGAUGAAACUGAGGGUCUUCUUGAUGAAGACAAAACUGAGUGUGAAAUGGAGGACAACCCAGAUACUGAACCGGGUAUCAAAAAUGAAGAUGUAGAAGUUAUUGACCAGGCACCAACCGGUCAUGGUGAUAAGCUGCUGGACACUGCCCCAGAGACUGAAUCUCAGCCGGAGUCAUCGUUCAGCGAUGAGAACACUGCCCAGUUAGAAGUCUUUGAAUCCGCUGCCAUUUUAGAGCAAAUUAAGACUGAUGGAGACACUCAAACCAUCACCAUUACACAUCAAGUGAAAGCAUGUGAACAUGGUGAAGUCACUGAGUUCAUCCAGCACAUGAACGCAUUUGGAGACACUGAAGUUCCGGCGGUUAUUGGAGAGGUUCAAAGAUGUGGAGACACAGAGCCUGCAGAUGAAAUGGCAAACAAUCUGGAGCAAACAGCAGAUCUGUCUGCUUUUGUGGAGCAACAUCUGUUUGGUAGUGGUCUGUCCCCUGCCCUGCCUCGUUCUGGAAUCCGUGGGAGCAGCAAUGAAGAAGAGUAUACUUCUGCUGAAGCUUACCCUGUGUUCACCAGCCAAAAAUCCACCACCUCUGCGUCAUCUUCCGAAACCACGGGCACAGACUCUCCUUCUGUUGUGAGUUUGAACGAUAGCGAAGAACUUUCAAGUUCUGAGUCCGAAGAGGAAGAAGAAGAAAAUGAGAACGAUGAGGCAGAGGAAGCGUGGAAUGAACAGGAGGAGGACCAUUCUGGUAGUGAAGUGGAAAUAAUUGACGAGGUCCAGGGCAACGGGAGACUGCUAGCGCCCCGACCCAACUUGGAAUUUGUUCAUGAAGACCACGGCCAUUUCUUAUCGACUUUUUCAGAGCAGCAAGCUGCCGAGUUUUCUCUUUUACCGCCAGGUGUUGAGAUAAAGAUGGUCGGGGAGGAAAUGGAAGGCGAGGUUUUAAUGGUGAGACUUGGCGCUGAUACGGAAGCGAUGGAGGCACUUGAGGGUGAAGGUCAAAUAUCAUCCUAUGUGGAGCUCAAACCUUCCAACACUCUCCUGGUUCCUCACGAGCUUGCGGAUGGCCAACAGGAGGUGAUUGACAAUGCCCCACUCCCUGUGCUCCAGCAACCCGUCAUGUCAGAUGAGCGAAGGUGCGAAACUCAUGGGAAUUUCUCUCUAAUGCUGGACAUGGAUGAGGAUGCUGAUGGAGAGGCGGUAGAAGUAACCUCUGGUAACGUGGCGGCAGAACCGGAGGUUAUUCUUCUUGCACCGGACACGCCUGAAUCUGAGGAGGCCACACCAGAAGAUGAUGGACAGAUAAACCUAGUGAUUAAUGACUAUGAGUCUGAGCAGAAGGUUGAAAAACCUCAAGAAGAAGGAAAAACUGAAGAAUGUGAACCUGCCAUUUUAACAGACUCUAAGCCUUUGUUAGUGGCGAAACCUACAGGAGCAUUGGACAAGGAUGGUGAAGAUCAUUUUGUUCCACAAGAUGCCAAUGAGGAGGAGACGGAACAAGAUGAAGUCAUACAUGAAGUCACAGAGGCACAGAAAGUCUCUGAGGACGUUGAGAUGGAACAGACUGUCAGUCAUGUAGAGGUCAAAGGCUCUCUGGAGGAAAUACAACAGCAUCUGGAGCAUACAGAACUGGAAAACAGGGAAGAACGUUCAAGUAACACCGAAAUGUGUGUAGAGGUUCAAGACGAUUUUGGUAUGACCACUGAAACUGAAAGGGCUACCCGACUGAGGAGGACAGUUAGGUUCACCUCUCCUCACUCUGACAAACCAGAGGAGGCAGUAACUUUACACGAAUCUGCGCCCUCUCCUUCUAGACGAAAAUCUUCUAGGAGAGCCGUGACAACCAGACAAAAAAGCACAACAAUGGAACAGGAGGAUGAGGCUACAGAUAAGACUGACAUCACGGUGAAACGCAGGAGCGCUCGGAAAAGCACUCCAAGGAGGUCGAGUCGUAGAACCCUGAAAGACAGUAACGUAUUGCAAACAACAGAGGAGGAAAAUAAACAGGAGGAGUUCAUUACACCAAAUGUCAGAAAAAGCAUCAGAAAGACUAGGCUCAAACCUUCAAAGGGGGUAGAGGAUGAAACUCAGCUCAAUUCCAGCCCAAGUAGAGCGACACGUCGGUCAAGGCGUAUCACUUUUGAUGUCUAUCCAGAGAGCACACCAAAGAUGGAGGCUAGGAUCAGUCACGACGGGCAUGAACCCAAACAGAACAGCAUGAGCCACCGACGGACAAGAAACAAACUUUGGGACCACCCGCAGGAAGAGCUGGUCUUGCUGCCUACACCUUUGGAGGUUGAUUCUGAAACUCCAGUGGCAGAAGCUCUCAUGAAGAGGCUUCAGGAUACAGAGGAAAAACAGAAAGGAGUUUUUGGAAGGAUAUUGAGGUCCAGGAGGACGAUGACAUCCGUGGAUGUCCAGGCGGUAGCACAGGACAAGACCAACCAAGGAGAGGACUCAUUAGUUACCUUGCCCUCACGGAGACGAACCAGAGCUAGCAUAGCAGAGUCUUCUUACCCCACCGAAGAACUUGCAAUGACUGUUACUCGCAACAAAAGAGGUGUCCAAAAGACUUCAAAGGAAGUAUUUACUUCGGAGGACGUCCACGUGGAAGAGGGGAAAGACGUUUCCAAAAGGAGAAAAACUGCCAAGCGAACAGCCAAAUCCUCAUCUGGCUCAGAGCCUCGUCCCCUCGUUGAACCAGUCCUGAUUUCGCCACCGUCCAGCCCGGACACUCGGGUCCUCCAAUCCCAGAAGAGGACCAAGGAAGGGGAGGCGCAGAAGCCAUCAGGCAUGACUCUACGCCGUAGACAAAUCAUGAACAGCGUUUUUGCCAAACCUGUCACACGCAGGAAGAAUCCAUGA